UUUUUCUUUUUCUUUUUCUUUUCUUUUUUUUUUUUUUUUUUUUUUUUUUGGAGCUGGGGACCGAACCCAGGGCCUUGAGCUAAAUCCCCAACCCCAGAAGUACUAAUUUCAAUCUCAAAUCACAGAUAAGAAAUGAAACUCAGCUGGAUGAUGGUGAUGCAUGCCUUUAGUCCCAGCACUUGGGAGGCUGAGGCAGGUGAAUUCACAGAGCUGAGCUCAGGGCCAACCUGGUCUAGAGAGCAAGUUCCAGGACAGCCAAGGCUACACACUGUCUGGAAAAACAAAAAGCAAAAGAAGAGGAGGAGGAAAAGGAGGAGAAGGAGGAGGAGGAAGAGGAGAAAAAGAAAUUAAACCCAAUGCAAUUUACAAAUUGCAAAUUUACAAAAAAGAAAUACAAAUGCUUAUGACUAGGGCCUGUUGCUUUAGGUCAAUAAUCCCAGUUACCUGGCAGGCUGAGGAAGCGGGGGAAAUCAUAAAUUUAAGGCCAAUUUGAGCUAUGCAGAUCCUGUAUCAAAAUAAGGUUGAAUGUGGUGAUGAAUUCCACUUAACUGUUUUUUUUUCUUAUGAUUUAUUUUUAUGUUAUGUGCACUGGUGUUUUGCUUACAUGUGCGUCUGUAUGAGGUGGUUGGAGCCUCUGGAGUUGUUGUGACAGUUGUGAGCUGCCAUGUGGAUGUUGGUGAACUAACCCAAGUCCUCUUAGAAAUGCAGCUAAUGCUCUUAACUGCUGAAGCAUCUCUUCAGCCCGACAAAUGCCUUUAAUCCCUGCAUUCCCAGCACUCACAGGCAGGUGAUCUCUGAGUUCCAGACCAGCUAAGUCUUUUACAUAGUGAGACUGUCUCAAAAACGAACAAACAAAAACUAAACAAGAUUGAGAGAUGGGGGCGGGGCACGAGGGGGUAGAUGUAACUCCAUAAGGCAUUUUCCUCACAUGUGGGAGUUCAACCCAUAGCACUAAAAUAAUUAAAUGUAUCAUUUAGUUCAUAUAGACAUUAGUGGUUGGUUACCUUCCUGACCUGUGCUCCUUUUUAAAAAAUAUUUAAGCUGAGCAAGAGGAGCACGCAUGGCAGAAAAGAAAAUUCCUGACUUCAACCUGUGCACUGUGACGAUCACAAGCGCACUCACACACAAAUAAUUUUAAGUUUUUUUUUCCUUUUUCUUUUUUUUUUUUUUAGGAGCUGGGGACCGAACCCAGGGCCUUGUGCUUGCUAGGCAAGCGCUCUACCACUGAGCUAAAUCCCCAACCCCCAAUUUUAAAACGUAAAGUUAAAAUUUUUUGAGAGAUCUGUGACAUUUGGAGACACUAAAUAAUUCAAACAAGUGUUGAGGGGAGGGUCAUCAGGUUGCUAGAUUAUCAGUGUUCCUCUUCUUCCCUGUCCAGGUUCACUUCUUUCAGGGCUACACAAGACGGACUAGCAGGCUUUUCUGAGGAGUGAUCAGAAGCACAGAAAGGGCUUCCAAUCCCCAUAAAUCUUAACCCAGCACUUUCUCUAUAGCCUCGCCCGGCAGCGGCCCGGUUCUUGGGAGACAGAAGACAUCCUUGGCAACAUAGCCAGUUUAAGACUAGCCUUCACUACAUGAAACCUUGCCUUAAAACAAAAAAGGCCAAAUUUCGUGGCAUACUCCUUUAACUGCAACUUUAAUUGUACUUCCGUAAGUCAAAGUUAAAGCCGCGGUCUCCAACCGAGAACUAAACACGAAGCGGAAAGGGCGGAGCUCCGUCAGUGCCACGUAGGGGCGGUGAGCCGCUGUAGUUCGGUAAUGUGCCGUUUAGCCUCACUUCUGCUUCCACGGCAUGUUUUAAUCUUCCGAGAAGCCUUUCUAAAAACCUGGUGCACCUGGCUUCAGAAUGCAUUUGUACAGCGCUGCCUGUAUGUUGCGUGGCAGAAGAAACGACGAUACUGCGAUCUACUUCUCCAGUUCCUCCCACUUCAUAGUGCAGCCAUCUUUGGGCAGCAGUGAAUCAUGGGAAUCCCCGCCUUGCUCUCCGAGUAUUUCCGGUUCCGGCGGAGGCCGCUCUUUCUUUUUCUCCGCAGGGUCGCGGUGGCAGCCGCUGCGGUGCUUGGCUCCCUAAGCUAUCCGGUGCCAUCCUUGUCGCUGCGGCGACACUCGCAACAUCUGCAGCCAUGACCGAGCAAAUGACCCUUCGUGGGACCCUCAAGGGCCAUAAUGGAUGGGUUACACAGAUCGCCACCACUCCGCAGUUCCCGGACAUGAUCCUGUCGGCGUCUCGAGACAAGACCAUCAUCAUGUGGAAGCUGACCAGGGAUGAGACCAACUACGGCAUACCACAACGUGCUCUUCGAGGUCACUCCCACUUUGUUAGCGAUGUUGUCAUCUCCUCUGAUGGCCAGUUUGCCCUCUCAGGCUCCUGGGAUGGAACCCUACGCCUCUGGGAUCUCACAACGGGCACUACCACGAGACGAUUUGUCGGCCACACCAAGGAUGUGCUGAGCGUGGCUUUCUCCUCUGACAACCGGCAGAUUGUCUCUGGGUCCCGAGACAAGACCAUUAAGUUAUGGAAUACUCUGGGUGUCUGCAAGUACACUGUCCAGGAUGAGAGUCAUUCAGAAUGGGUGUCUUGUGUCCGCUUCUCCCCGAACAGCAGCAACCCUAUCAUCGUCUCCUGCGGAUGGGACAAGCUGGUCAAGGUGUGGAAUCUGGCUAACUGCAAGCUAAAGACCAACCACAUUGGCCACACUGGCUAUCUGAACACAGUGACUGUCUCUCCAGAUGGAUCCCUCUGUGCUUCUGGAGGCAAGGAUGGCCAGGCUAUGCUGUGGGAUCUCAAUGAAGGCAAGCACCUUUACACAUUAGAUGGUGGAGACAUCAUCAAUGCCUUGUGCUUCAGCCCCAACCGCUACUGGCUCUGUGCUGCCACUGGCCCCAGUAUCAAGAUCUGGGACUUGGAGGGCAAGAUCAUUGUAGAUGAACUGAAGCAAGAGGUUAUCAGCACCAGCAGCAAGGCAGAGCCACCCCAGUGUACCUCUUUGGCUUGGUCUGCUGAUGGCCAGGUAAGUGUAUUUGGCCCUUCAGCUCAGUUCCCCAGCUUGUCUCCCUUUUUCUUAAGUUUAGGCACAAAACUAAGGUCAACAUAAAAUGAAAUCAAAUCAGGUUAAUUUAGGAUGGGAAAAGAUUAUGGUAAUGGAGUUUUUAAACCUGGAAGCUUAAAAAUGUCUGAAUGUGUAGCAAGCUGCUUUUAACAUGAAAGAGGGGCCCUAAAUUCUUUGGACUACAGAGUUCAUUGCUGGGUGCGACAUGACCCUGUUGUUGUUUUCUUACAGACUCUGUUUGCUGGCUAUACCGACAACUUGGUGCGUGUAUGGCAGGUGACUAUUGGUACCCGCUAAAAGUUUAUGACAGACUCUUAGAAAUAAACUGGCUUUCUGAAA
Messenger RNA from Rattus norvegicus (Norway rat), 3389 nucleotides. The record is from RefSeq and is a predicted model, not a curated record. Lineage: Eukaryota; Metazoa; Chordata; Mammalia; Rodentia; Muridae.